CAAACAUGGGGGAGCAGGCAGUUUUUGUGCUCUUAUUCGCUUGGUUUUGCAUAUCAGUUGCAUAUCCAGUAAAACGAUCAAGUGAUGGCUCACACGUUAGGAAAGGAACCAACACAGAAUCUGUGGGAAAAGGAAGUAUUGGUCGAAUGGGCUUGCCAGAAAAUAAGAUACUUACACCGGGAAAGAAUUCUUUAAAGAUAAAACUAUUAGAAACAUCACAUCUUGCAGGGUCUAAUCCUGUCGAGGGGAUGGUCAUGCCAUCUCAAAAUGAUUUAGGGUUAGAUAACUCUUUCUCACAAUCUACACAAAUUAGUGAACCGAGAGCCACAAUAAAUAACAAAAGAAGACACGACUUUGAUGAUUGGGAUUCUUGGGAAAGUUCUGAUGAGCAUAGUCAUAAUCGAGAAAAUGAAAUUCGUAGAGAUCAUUCCGACUGGGACAGUUGGGAAUGGGAUUCUGAUGAAUUUCAGACUAAAGAAAAAUCAGAAAAAAAUUAUGAUAUGCGUGGUAGUUGGACUGAUAGAGAUGAUUGGAUUGAUUGGGAUUCAGAUAUAUCAUCAGAGGAAAAAGAUAACCGGGGGAAACUCAAAAUUAGAAAGCUAUGGUCAAAUAAAGGGAAGAAAGGAGCAGUCGAUGAUUGGUCUGACGACUGGGAUUCAGAUAGAUCUUCAGAGGAAAUAGAUUAUCGGAGAAAACUCAAAAUCAGAAAAAUAUGGUCAAAUAACGGGAAGAAAGGAGCAGUCGAUGAUUGGGAUGACUGGGAUUCAGAUAUAUCUUCAGAGGAAAUAGAUUAUCGGAGGAAACUGCAAACAAGAAAAAUAUGGUCAAAUACCGUGAAGAAAGGAACAGCCGAUGAUUGGGAUGACGACUGGGAUUCGGAUAGAUCUUCAGAGGAAAUAGAUUAUCAGAGGAAACUCAAAAUCAGACCAAUAUUGUCAAAUAACGGGAAAAAAGGAACAUUCCAUGAUCAGGAUGACUGGGAUUCAGAAUUUUCUGAUGAAGAGAGGGAUAGUUCAUAUAACCAUCGGAUCUCAAGGACAAACAAUGGACUAAAAAGAAAUAUUAAUUAUCAAAGUGAUAGUAGUGAUUGGUUUGAUGAUUGGUCAGACGAAAGGUUCGAACACAGCAAUGGUAACAUUCGAAAGCCAAAUAUCAGAUUUUUCACUUCCAAGAAAGGAUACAGUGAUGACGUUUUUGGUGAUUGGACAAGCGAACAAAAUGAAAGGACAUAUAGGAAAGUAGGCAGAUAUAAUAAAAGUACAUUCAAUGACGAUAACUGGUCUGAUAGGUCAGAUGAUAAUGACAAAGAUAACUUAUAUAUCGAAAGUGAUGAAAAUGAUCUAUGGGAUAACAUCAGGGACGAUCAUAAUGAAAUAAGAAGUAAAAACAAUCGACUUCAUGACAUAAGAGAUAAGAUUUCGGAACGUGUGAAAAACGCUUUAUCAUCAGACCUGGAUGAUAUAAACUUUAAUAGUAUGCCAAUGAUGAGUAAAACCAUGUUACCAAAAGGGAUUAAGUUCCUUGGAAGUGACAAUGGAGACACAUAGAAUGUUUUACAAUAGAUUAUUGGUUCAAAAAUCCGAUUUAAAAGUCUGAGUUUAACACCCAUAAUUGUUACAGGAUGUCUGGUGUAGAAAAAUGAAAGUAGUAUCGUGGUUUCAAUAGAAAUGAAUGUGCUCUGUUCCUUUGUCACAAAUUGAAUAGACUUUUGUUUAUACGAUUUCUACUAAGUUUUAUAGUCAGUUCAUACAAGUAUUGAUAUCAAAUUUGUUUACUUUUUGGUAAUAAAAAAAAACGAAUCUCA
This is a messenger RNA of Mytilus californianus (California mussel), 1804 nucleotides long. RefSeq names its product bifunctional endo-1,4-beta-xylanase XylA-like. The coding region runs from base 6 to 1547 and encodes 513 amino acids. The record is from RefSeq and is a predicted model, not a curated record. NCBI's taxonomy places the organism in Eukaryota, Metazoa, Mollusca, Bivalvia, Mytilida, Mytilidae. The transcript has 2 exons.